Messenger RNA from Theobroma cacao (cacao), 2545 nucleotides. RefSeq names its product dgd1 suppressor 1 (gene DGS1). The record is from RefSeq and is a predicted model, not a curated record. NCBI's taxonomy places the organism in Eukaryota, Viridiplantae, Streptophyta, Magnoliopsida, Malvales, Malvaceae. Gene Ontology annotation, cellular component: mitochondrial outer membrane.
UUUCACUUUUCGUCCGGAAAAGUGAUCCACAGCGUUGAAAACAAACGUCCGGAGAGGAAGUCGUCAAGUUUGAGUUUUAAGCUGAGAGGCAAAGCAGCUUCUGCAGUUACAAGUUAGAAAUAGUAUGGAAGCUACGCCUGACGGAAAUGAAUCGUCGAGGGACGUUAAAACCCUAUUCUCAUUUUACUCCAACUAUCUAUGGAACCGACUCACCACUUUGUUUCCUUCUUCCCCUUCCAAUUUUCUCGAGAAAAUCUCAAAUCUGUCUCGCCAAACGGCUCUCCCCAUCUCAGCAAAACGCAGGACUGGUCUCCCUCUCCCAUUGCCUUCCGACUCAUUCAGCUCCACCACCCCGAUGACGCCGGAGGCAUCGAGAGUUUAUGAAGUUCUAAAUGAUAUAAUGGAUCGCUCCAUUUUGAAUUUGCAUAAAAUUCAAAAUAAUUUGCAAUUUUGGCAAUCUAGAGCAGAGGGAUCUAAUGCUAGGAAAGUUUACUUCAUGAUUUUUGAGAGAGGGCCACGAGCAUUUUUUAAUGGAACAGUUCAACUCAUGCGAGAAAGCGUUGCUGAUGGUUCAGCAAUGCAGCAUUUUUCCCAUUCUGCUUCUUCAUACAUUUCGGAAAGAAUAGCUGUCUUAUCUACCUUAAGGUGUUCACUUGCUGCUUUUCUGGCUGAGUUUUAUAUGGAAGUUGACAAAUGUGGAGAAGAGUUAGUGACAGAUCCAGCGAAGUCAUUUCCCUCACUAACGGUUCCUCUUAAUGGUUUAUUUUCGAAGUUGGAGGCAUCAAUUGGCCAUCUACAUGCACUGCGUCAGAGUAAUUCUUCUGUUGAUGGAACCUAUUCAUUUCCCCUACUAUUUGAGAAAUUGCCAGAAAUCAAUCAGGAAGAGUCUCAAUGGACAGAUUGUGAAAUUAGCGAUGCUAUCAACUUGAUUUAUAGGAAUCUACAGGAACUGGACUCUUACUUAGCUCUCAUGGUAGCUAAACACAAAAAGCCAACGAAAGUAACUCGUUACUGGAUCCGGUAUACAUGUGGUGCAGUUGGCCUUUCAGUUUGUUCUUUCUGGCUCCUACGGCAUAGCCGUCUGAUGGGAAGUUCUGACAUUGACAAUUGGAUUCGUGAAGCAAGGGAAUCAACAGUUAGCUUCUUUAAUGACCAUGUUGAGCAACCGCUUCUGUCAAUUAGAGAUGAACUUUUGGAUACUUUCAAGAAGAGGCAGAAAGGUGUGAUGGAUAUGGAGGAAGUGCAGUUGACUUCCAAUUCUCUUCACAGAAUGUUAUUGGCCUUCAGCGAGCAGACAAAGGGUGAAAAAUUACCAGAGAAUGCGUCAGAUCAGGAAAUGCUUGAGAUAGUUAUGGCAAGAUAUGAAAAGGAACUUAUGCAUCCUAUCCAGAAUCUUCUCCACGGAGAGCUUGCUCACGCUCUUCUCAUCCAGGUUCAGAAGUUGAAACUGGAUAUUGAGAUGGCCAUGCUCGAACUGGAUCAGAUUCUCAGAGCAAAUGAAAUCAACUUUGCGAUCCUUGCUGCCUUGCCAGCAUUCUUUCUAUCUCUUGGUCUGAUCGUAGCUGUGCGUGCAUGGUUUAGACAGGAUACUAGAGCAGAAGGCAGGGGAAGAAUUGCUCGUAUCCAGAGGAGGCUGCUCAUUGUGGAGGUUGAGAAAACUAUUAUGCAGUACCAAACUUAUGUUGACCAAGGGCUGUCGAGGGGAAAGGUUUAAGAGUGCAAGUUCUAGCUAGCUUUGAUGGCCUAGAGGUAAUAAUAAGGGCUUCACUGAUGAUGACAUCACUUUGGUGAUCAUUCUUUAUUUUUCUUGUUUUGCCAACCCUAGAGAUUGGUCAGAGAUUGAGUUGACUUCUACAGUUCCACCUAUCGUGGCCCCCAAGAGAGAACUGGAAGCGGCGUUCUACUUGCCACUUGCUCUGUUUGUGUAUUUUUGUUAUUGUUUCCUGAAAGUAUCUUUACAGUCCAUUCUCUUCCCAUACAUUCCUUUCUUGAUAUUCACUUGGUAACUAGUAUGCCUUCAUAUGCUUACUGUUUAUAAGCUAAUCUACAUCUACUUUAUGCAUUUAUGUUUCCAUUGUGGAUUCAGUUAGUGGCAAGAAAAAAAGUUAAUUUUCCUUGCAUCUUACACAAGACAAAAUCUGCCUAUGCAUGCAUGUCCUCCUGCGAGGCUGUGAGAUAUGGUUGUCUUUUUUGGUACAAAUAGAAAAAGUCAUUGUCAGAUUUCAGUGGUCCCACUUCUUGGAGCCUGAUCUGUUUUCUUUGUAUGGAUCUUUGCAUAAUAGUCAAAGUUCACUCAGGGUAAGAGGCAUCAUUUGUGGGAAGAGCUUAUGUUUGUUACAAAACCUAUUUUCACUUUUCUUAUCUCAUUUUUCUUAUGUUGGUUUAAAACUUCUCUUACGUUGGUUCAAAAUUUUUGUCUCUUGAUGGAUUAGAAUGCGCUUGUUGAUUGAGUAAACCAAAACCCCAUUUGCUUUGGCUGAUACUGCUACUGCACUUGACUAUUUCCUACCUACAUAAAAAGAGAUAAAACAUAUUGAAUGCUAUU